Messenger RNA from Acanthisitta chloris (rifleman), 3815 nucleotides. RefSeq names its product histone-lysine N-methyltransferase, H3 lysine-36 and H4 lysine-20 specific-like. The annotation marks the transcript as partial. The transcript has 11 exons. Lineage: Eukaryota; Metazoa; Chordata; Aves; Passeriformes; Acanthisittidae. Gene Ontology annotation, molecular function: histone H3K36 methyltransferase activity; protein binding. Gene Ontology annotation, biological process: regulation of DNA-templated transcription. The record is from RefSeq and is a predicted model, not a curated record. Gene Ontology annotation, cellular component: chromatin; nucleus.
GUCGCUUGAUGCGCUGUGUGCGUUGUCCGGUCGCUUAUCACUCCAACGACUUCUGCCUCGCUGCUGGCUCUGUGGUCCUUGCCUCCAACAGCAUCAUCUGCCCCAACCACUUCACUGCUCGGAGGGGCUGCCGCAACCACGAGCACGUCAACGUCAGCUGGUGCUUUGUCUGCUCAGAAGGGGGCAGCCUUUUAUGCUGCGAGUCGUGCCCAGCUGCAUUUCACCGUGAGUGUCUAAACAUUGAGAUGCCAGAGGGAAGCUGGUAUUGUAAUGAUUGCAAGGCAGGCAAAAAGCCACACUACAAAGAAGUAGUCUGGGUGAAAGUUGGGCGCUACAGGUGGUGGCCAGCUGAGAUUUGCCAUCCUAGGACAAUUCCUGUCAACAUCCAAAAAAUGAAACAUGACAUUGGUGAGUUCCCUGUGCUGUUCUUCGGCUCCAAGGAUUACCUAUGGACCCACCAGGCUCGUGUGUUCCCUUACAUGGAAGGUGAUGUCAGCAGCAAAGACAAAAUGGGGAAAGGCGUGGAUGGCAUAUACAAGAAAGCUCUCCAGGAAGCUGCUGUGAGAUUUGAGGAGUUGAAGGCACAGAAAGAACUGAGACAGCUUCAGGAAGACAAAAAGAAUGACAAGAAACCUCCUCCCUACAAACAUAUCAAGGUGAACCGACCCGUGGGGAAGGUGCAGAUCUUCACUGCAGACCUGUCUGAGAUACCACGGUGCAACUGCAAACCCACGGAUGAAAACCCCUGUGGCCUGGACUCCGAGUGCAUCAACCGCAUGUUGCUCUACGAGUGCCACCCCAUGGUGUGUCCCGCUGGGGAGCGCUGCCAGAACCAGUGCUUCUCCAAGCGCCAGUACCCCGAGGUGCAGAUCUUCCGCACGCUGGCACGAGGCUGGGGCUUGCAGGCCAAAACUGACAUCAGGAAGGGUGAAUUUGUUAAUGAGUAUGUGGGGGAGCUGAUUGAUGAAGAGGAGUGCCGAGCCCGAAUCCGCUAUGCUCAGGAACAUGACAUUACCAAUUUCUACAUGUUGACACUGGAUAAGGAUCGAAUCAUUGAUGCUGGGCCCAAGGGCAACUACGCUCGGUUCAUGAACCACUGCUGCCAGCCCAACUGUGAGACACAGAAGUGGUGUGUGAACGGCGAUACUCGCGUCGGGCUCUUCGCUCUUGUAAAUAUCAAAGCUGGGACUGAGCUGACUUUCAACUACAAUCUGGAGUGUUUGGGAAAUGGAAAGACCGUUUGUAAGUGUGGAGCCCCGAAUUGCAGUGGCUUCCUAGGAGUAAGGCCAAAGAGCCAGCCCAGCCUCACGGAGGAGAAGUCCAAGAAGCUCAAGAGGCGGCCGCAGAUGAAGCGCAGGUCGCAGGCAGAGGUGAUGAAGGAGAGAGAGGAUGAGUGUUUCAGCUGCGGGGAUGGAGGGCAGCUGGUUUCUUGUAAGAAGUCAGGUUGCCCCAAGGUGUACCAUGCAGACUGCCUCAACCUGACCAAGAGACCUGCAGGGAAAUGGGAGUGCCCAUGGCAUCAGUGUGAUGUGUGUGGUAAGGAAGCAGCUUCGUUCUGUGAGAUGUGCCCCAGGUCCUUCUGCAAGCAGCACAGGGAAGGCAUGCUCUUCAUCUCUAAGCUGGAUGGACGUUUAUGCUGUACAGAGCACGAUCCCUGUGGGCCUCAUCCUCUGGAGCCAGGAGAAAUUCGUGAGUAUGUGCCUCGCAUAGAAGCUCUGACUAAUGGUGAGGACACGCAGCCACCGGAGCAGCUGCCUACAGACACAGACCUGAGUGUUCAGCCCCUGGACAGCCCACCUCAGUCUGUGGCCCUCAGACUGGAGUCACCAGAAAAGCCCCCCACUACCCUAGCACUGAGGCUGCCAUCAUCAGACAAGCCCUCCACCACCCUUGCCCUGAGGCUGCAGCCGUCAAACAAGCCCCCCACCACCCUGGCCCUCAGGCUGCCUUCACCAGACAAACCACCUGCCACCCUGGCUCUGAGACUGCCACCGUCAAAUAAACCCCCUGCCACCCUGUCACUGAGGCUGAAGCCAUCCAACAAACCCUCCACCACCCUCUCGCUCCGGCUGCAGCCUUCAGACAAACCUCCCACCACCCUGUCGCUCCGCCUGCAGCCCUCAGACAAGCCCCAGGCUGCCCUGUCCCUGAGGCUGCAGGCAGAGAAGCAGCCCAUCAUCGUCGCGCUGCGGCCUCAGCAGCCCGACAAACCUCCCUCCAACGCGGUGCUCUGGCCACUGGAUGAGUCCUCCAGUGACACCUCGCAGCCUCAGCUGCCGAGCAAAUCUCCUCCGGGAAGUCCAGAAACUCCAGAGUUGUUGGAGGAGUCGCUUGUUACUGCCGGUGCCCUGCAGCUCCAGCUGUCAGACGAGCCUCCCACUACCUCCGGGGUGUUGGCGUUAUCAGAUAAGUCCCUCCUAGACACCAGGACCCAGCAGCCUGAGCUGCUGGAUGAGUUCCCCACGAAAUGCUUGCAUCCUCCACUGUCUGACAGACUUCUUGCCACGGUGGGGACGCUGCAGUCCCAGCCAGUGGAUGAGCCUCCCGAGGCUGAGCAGCUUCAACCGCUGGACGAUGCUUCUGCCCGGAGUCCGCAGCCGCAGUCUGAGGAAGAGGCUCCCAGCUCUGAGGAGCAGCAGGUCUCAGCAUUGGAGGUGGCUUCCAGUCCUGAGGUGCUGUGGCCUCUGCCCAUUGAAAAAGUCCCCGACUCCCCGGUCCCACGGAUCCUGCCUGCAGAGAAGGCUCCUGGAUUGGCAGUGCCACCACCUCUGCCUGCAGAGAAGGCUCCUGGAUGGGCAGUGCCACCGCCUCCAGAGGCUUCCUUCUCUGGGGCAGUGCGGGUCCCAGCCACAGAGAAGGCUCCCAGCUCUGGGGCACCCCGUCCCCUGCCUCCGGAGAAGGCUCCUGCCUCGGGUAUGCCACGGAUCCUGCCCACAGAGAAGGCUCCCAGCUUAGGGACACCGUGGCCUCUGUCUCCAGAGAAGGCCCCUGGCUCCCGGUCACCGCAUGUCCUGCCCGUGGAGAAGCCUCUGAGCUCUGGGGCCCUGCGGGUCCCACUUGCACAGAAGGCACUCCCCACUGGGGUGCUACGACCACUGCCUCCGGAGAAGGCUACCGACUCCGGGGCCCUGCGGGUCCUGCCUCUGGAAAAGGCUCUCAGCCCCGGGGUGUCUCUGCCUCAGCUCCUGGAGAGGCCUCUGGCUCUUACAGCCCCGUGGCCUCAGGCGUCGGACAAGUUGGCUGCUGCCGUGGCUCCUCGGCCCCAAGCCUUGGACAAGCCUCUGGCUGCCUCAGCUCCCAGGCCGGUGCUGCCAGCCGUGGAGCUGAGUCCCCAGCAGAAAGAGAGGACCAUGUUAGCUGGGGAGCAAAUCUCUUGGUCUGCUGGGAAGGUAGUGACACAUGUUGGACAAGUACCUUGGCCUACAGAGAAACUACAGACGCACGAGCAAAGCCACUGGCCUACCGCGAAAGCCCUGACGCCUGCAGAGCAGCCUUCCCGGACAGCAGAGAAACUACCAGAGCCAACCCUUCAGCCCAGCUGGGAAGUGGCCUCAGCCCCUGCAGAGCAGACCCCAUGGACAUCAGAGAGAUUGUGUACGUUCGAGCAGACCCCUCGGCCGGCCAGGGAAGCGCCGGUGCCCCCGGAGCAGAUGCAGUGGCUUAUCACGAACGUUCAGACACUUGAUCAGAUUUCUUGGCUGAGUGGAAAAGCACACACUCCUCGGGGGCAGGACCCUUUGCCUGAACAAAACACAACGCUAGCCCGUAACCAGGAUUCUGUCUGUCAUGAGUUGGCCGACUCAGAGCCAAAGUGA